GAGAGCCGCCGGCACCCGGAGCGCGGGCGCAGGGCGUCGGCGCACUCGGAGCACGGGGACCGCUGCUACUCCGAGACGGACGCCAUGCUGCCCGAGGGCCGGCUGUCGGGAGAGGAGGAGGAGGAGGAGGAGCAGGAGGAGGAGGAGCUGAGGGAGCAGGAGGCGGCCAGGAGGAUGCCCAAGGAGUCCCCCCUAGCCAUGGCCCUGCAGAUCCUGCUGCCCUUCCUCCUGGCGGGGUUCGGCACGGUGUCGGCCGGGAUGGUGCUGGACAUCGUGCAGCACUGGGAGGCCUUCAAGAACGUCACCGAAAUCUUCAUCCUGGUUCCGGCGCUCCUGGGGCUGAAGGGGAAUCUGGAGAUGACGCUGGCAUCCAGGCUGUCCACUGCGGUGAAUGUGGGAAAAAUGGACUCUCCUAUAGAGAAGUGGAAUCUUAUUAUUGGGAAUCUUGCCCUGAAGCAGGUGCAGGCGACGGUGGUGGGGUUCCUGGCGGCUGUGGCGGCCGUGGUCCUGGGCUGGAUCCCCGAGGGCAAGUUCCAGCUGAGCCACGCCGUGCUGCUGUGCUCCAGCAGCGUGGCCACCGCCUUCAUCGCCUCGCUGCUGCAAGGUAUCAUCAUGGUUGGCGUGAUCGUGGGCUCCAAGAAGACGGGGAUCAACCCCGACAAUGUUGCCACCCCGAUCGCGGCCAGCUUUGGGGAUCUCAUCACUCUGGCCAUUUUGGCAUGGAUCAGCCAGGGCCUUUACAACUGCCUCGAGACGCGCCCCUACGUGUCCUCUGUGGUGUGUGCCUUCUUCCUGGCCCUGACGCCCAUGUGGAUCGUCAUCUCCUCCAAGCACCCGGCCAGCCGCACGCUGCUGUACUCCGGCUGGGAGCCCGUCAUCACCGCCAUGAUCAUCAGCAGUAUCGGAGGGCUCAUUCUCGACAAAACUGUGUCUGAUCCUAACUUGGCCGGUAUUGUUGUUUACACACCCGUCGUGAACGGUAUUGGUGGGAAUUUAGUCGCAAUCCAGGCCAGCCGGAUAUCUACCUACCUGCAUUUCCACAGCAUCCCUGGGGAGGUGCCAGAGGAGGCCAAGGGAUGCUACUGCCCCUGCAGGACGUUCUGUGGCUCAGGUGCCAACCACCGCUCCGCUCAGGUGCUGCUGCUGCUGGUCCUCCCCGGCCACCUGAUCUUCCUGUACACCAUCCACCUGAUGAAGAGCGGCCACACCACCCUCACGCCCAUCUUCAUGACCGUCUACCUGGUGGCGGCGCUGCUGCAGGUUUUCACCCUGCUGUGCUUCGCAGACUGGAUGGUCCACUGCAUGUGGAGGAACGGGAAGGACCCCGACAGCUUCUCCAUCCCUUACCUCACCGCCCUGGGGGACCUGCUGGGCACGGCCCUGCUCGCGCUCAGCUUCCACUUCCUCUGGCUAAUCGGCGAUCAGGACAGCGACGUGGGCGACUGAGCGGCGGCCUGGGCCCCGGGACGCCGCUGCUGCUGUCCGCGGGCCAGAGGAGACGCCGCCUCCGACAGCAGGCGGGACAACGCCUGCACUGCGGGGUCAAGUAACGCAAGGUCACAGGCGGAGGAGCGUGUCCUCUCCCAGACCACUGCCCUGUUCAAACGAGAGAGCCAUGCAGCGAACUUCUGAGCGUGCCGCUGCUGCAGACAGGGAAGUGGGUCCGUUCUGCCUUGGAGCUCUGUGCUGCGGACCGAGUGUCCGACACUGAGCGAGCGUCUACAUUCGCAAGCAACUACGAGCCUUUCAAAUGUGGAGCAGUCUUGUCCAAAGAGUCACGGGCUCCAUUUCCCAGUCUUCUCCUCUCCGUGUCCUGCAUUCAAAUCUUCGGUGAGGGCUGCACAGUCCGAUCUCUUCAUCCACAAGCCCGCUAGCUGAGCCUACGACAGGGCUUUCAGGCUUCUGAGUCUCAGAACAUUUAAAGCUACUAAUAAGGAGUGUUUUUCUCACUGGAGUUUUUGUCACGCAUUGGAAACAGAUGGAACUGGUCUUGCACCAGAGGAAAGAAAGAACUUUAAAAGUUGCCAAAUGAUUUUGGAUGGCAGUAAUGAAUUUAUGCAAACUCUCAUUUCCUAUCAUUGCCUUUUCUGUGCUGUGGGAAAAAAAAUCCCACAGAAAGUGAGUUCGGCUGGAGCUCUGCCAGCAGUCAAGUGCCAACAGGGGGCAGUAAUGGGUCCGGGCCGCAGUGGGGUGGGACUUGCUUAGUGCAGGAGUGCAGCUGGACUCCCGGGCAUGUGGCAAUGGCACGGCCAUAAAGAGAAGGGCCUGCUGCACAGCUAGCUCCUCGUGGGUCCUGUCAGUCAUGUCUUCAGCAGGGAUGCUAUGUGACCCCAUGAUUUUUUGUGCUGGUGAGAGCUUUGGUCUUCAUCCAGAGUCUGUCAGCUGCAGGGCUCCGGCUCAUUGAUCGGAGAUGCCUGCUGUCUGUGUCCCAGUCCAUGCCUCCUGUCCAGCCCACAGAGCUGCAAGUUAGUGACCUCGUCCCACUGGUGGGCAUCCUCUCCUGUGUCUCCCUUCCCCGCUCACAGCCCUGAGCACUGAGGACACCCACCAGGCCCUCCGGCCACAACUGGUCGCUGGUGCUGCCCUGGAGUCGGGCCCAUCCCUCGCAGUACCACUGGAAGAGGGUUCAGAACCAUCUCAGUGGGUUUUUCUGCUGUCAUGGUGCAAUGUCACCUGAGGUCCAGAGGAGCAGAACUUACUGCACACUGUAGGUCUCUCCUUCCUCAGCUAUGUGUUCCUUAAGUAUGUAAAAGCUGGUGUUGAGUGUUUCAUUGUUACUAGUUGGCUUCCUGUGCUCUCUCGCUCUAAAAUGGUGGGUUUUCGUUUUCUUAAGAGAAGUGUUUGUACCCAGUCCAAAUUUAAGCAGCACCUUAAACUGUUUUCUUGGUACUUUCCAAGAGCCGUGAUCAGGUUCUGUUAGCGGUAUUAAAAUGUCUCAUGAGGAUUCUGGCUCUUGAUUCUGUCCCGCAGUAGCUUGUAUGAGCUGCUGGUAAUUGGAAACAGCUGUGUGCAGGUUCUAAUGAAGUAACUGACACCCUUUCACCCUUGAAAUACUGCUGCUCUUGACCAGGACCCUUGCCAGCAUUCCAGCAGAUGAAAAGCCCUGUAAGAGGUGUCUCUCCAGAAUUAUACAGCGUGGGUCCUGGAACAAAUCAGACCUUCCCUCUGCACUGUUGCUAGCGGACACAGUUUCAUAUCAAAACCAUAAAAAAGCACCAUCUGUGUGCAGAUAAGGUUUUUCAUGUUCAGUGGUUCUCUGAACGCGGCAAAGAAUUUGGCUGUGAGUCUUGUCCAGUGACCCACACUCCCAGUAUGAUGGCUCCUCUGAUGCCAGCUCUGAGUCAUGGUCUCAGUGAAGCUGUAGAGUGUCCUGAGAGUGAGGUGCCACGAUCAGGGAAUCCUCCCUGCAGUGUUAGUACUGGCUCAGCAUUUCUUAGGAUCACCAUUCCAGUCGCAUGGUUAAUUUAUUUUUAUUUACAAAAUCCAAAUCUAGAAAUGAACUCCAUCCAUUUUCUAACCAGUUUACCCAAUUUGGGGUGGCCGGGAUGCUGGCAAGCAAUGGGUGCAAGUGAGACAAAGUCCCGCAAUGUAAUUCUUCCCCAGGCUCACAAACCUGUCAUUUUCAGUUCCACUUGGGCCCCUUCUGAUUUGUCUGAAGAGAGUAACGUAUUCAAGGAGUUGCAGCAUGUAGCGGUCAGUAAAUUACCAAUCGUCUCCACUUAUUCAGCCCACAAAACCAUCUGGUUUCACUAACAUGAAGAAAGUGUCUGUGCAUUGCAGCCAGAUGGCAACUAGCUGACCAGCAUUCAGAGUGGGUUUAUUUAGUGUGGGCUCUGCUCUUGAUUCCUCAUUGAGACCUAACCAACAGGUCUGAUGCGAAACCCAUGUGGACACAAGAGCUAAGGUAUUAAUUCACUAAGAAUUAAACAUUAAGAAUAUCCUAUUCACAGUCUCCAAAAUGUGUUCCUGCAGUUCUGUCCUUUUAAAGAAAGCAUACAGUAUGGCAGUGUUCUCUCCAACCCCGUGUGUUUUAAUCAAAGCUUUAGUAACAACAAGAUGAUGAAUAACAGGCCUCACAGUUAAUAUCUGAUGCCGGUAUGCUUCAUUUAUUUUGUCUGGUAUUCUAAUACAGUUACCUGCAGACUCAGCUUUUUACUGUCUGAUCAAGCAGAUCUCAUUUGUAAGGACUGAUCUCCAGAUAUUUAAGGGCCCUGUAUAUCUGGCACUCAGCCAGAGUACAUAACAGCGUACCUGUGCUUGUGUUUUCAGCGUUUCAGCCGAGUGCAGUUUGAAGAAUAGAUCAUCUGGAGUCUUUCUUGCAUUUGACUGGAAAAUUAGCUUCUGUGGGUAUUCAUUUGACAUUUCAUUCUCCUGUUAGAAUUUGUAUCCCCUGUUUGAACUCCUAGUCUGAAAGCCAGUUUGGGCUUCAAAGCUUUCAGAGAUCGUUUUUUCUUCAUCUUUAUCUUUUGACAUUUGAAAGAUGUCUGGAUCGCCUGCUGGGCUGCAUCCCUCUGGGGUGAGGGCUGGGAAGUAUAGUUUCUGGCUGUAAAGGGUGUUUAAUCCUGGUGAUCCUUGUAACAUUUCAAGAACAGCGUUGAGCUUCUCAUCCAGGUGGAGGUCUUGAUACACAGUUGUGCUUCCCUUUGUUUCAUCAGAUUACUGUCUCCUGUCUGUUUGUACUGGAAUGGUCAGUGCGACAAGUCGCAUACUAACUGAAUAUCAAGCACAACACAUAAACAGGGAAGUACAGAGAAGUUAUAUAAAGGAAGCCAUGCUGUGUAAAAGGAAACUGCUGUGUAAAAUGUUUUAUCAAUACUUACUCUGUAAUUAUAUGUGUGUUAAUGAAUACACAUUGAUCUAACACAUUGUUGAACCUUUUGCAGCCAAGUUUACUUUGAAUGUUUAAAGAUGUGGUAUCCUACAGUGAUAUCAUUUUUUUGCGGAUGGGUUCUGUUGCUCAUUAUCAAACCUGGCCCUUCCAGAACGAAACACGUAUAGCAGCACAGUGCCACAUGGUUUUGUAAGAGCACUUUAUUCACUCUAGAGUUAGACACCGCUGUGUGUAAAUGACGAUGUUGAAAAUGUUACCUCUCACUUUGCAGUAAAUUUGAAAAAAUAUUCGUAAUGACAAGAAAUAUGUAAUUAAUGGGAUGUUAAUUAAGGGAUGUUUUUGCUUCUUUUCAGUAAUGAAUGUCAGACAGAGGAGAGAUGGCUCUCUGAGCGACUCAGUAUGUUUUAUUUUAUCUUCAGAGUUGGUAGUUUAAUUUUCUUUUGAUUAAGACUUAUUGACUUUUUCAAAGCAUUAUUUGAGAUUAAAGUAUUUAAGGAUGUAAUAAAAACAGGUAAUGACUGAA
Messenger RNA from Lepisosteus oculatus (spotted gar), 5354 nucleotides. RefSeq names its product solute carrier family 41 member 2b (gene slc41a2b). Lineage: Eukaryota; Metazoa; Chordata; Actinopteri; Semionotiformes; Lepisosteidae. Gene Ontology annotation, biological process: monoatomic cation transport. Gene Ontology annotation, cellular component: plasma membrane. The record is from RefSeq and is a predicted model, not a curated record. Gene Ontology annotation, molecular function: monoatomic cation transmembrane transporter activity.